Molecule: messenger RNA, 180 nt
Organism: Colletotrichum tamarilloi
Lineage: Eukaryota; Fungi; Ascomycota; Sordariomycetes; Glomerellales; Glomerellaceae
Exons: 1
Source: RefSeq, a predicted model, not a curated record
AAAAAAGGGAUAAAACUAACGAGAACUAUAAUAAAGCGGUUAAAAAUAUUAUAUAGCGUUAUAAGUAGAUAUAAUAACGGUACGGGGCUAAUAUAUAUAUCUAAGUCUACUUUAAAAGUAAGUUCUAUAAAUACACGUCUUUUAAUAAAUAAAAUUUCUUUAAAUCUCGCGCUAAGUUAA